Molecule: messenger RNA, 3855 nt
Organism: Dromaius novaehollandiae (emu)
Lineage: Eukaryota; Metazoa; Chordata; Aves; Casuariiformes; Dromaiidae
Gene: DHX35
Product: DEAH-box helicase 35
Exons: 22
Coding region: 32-2143 (703 amino acids)
Cellular component (GO): intracellular anatomical structure; catalytic step 2 spliceosome
Molecular function (GO): helicase activity; RNA binding
Source: RefSeq, a predicted model, not a curated record
GUGCCGCUUCCUCCCGCCCUCUCACCCCAAGAUGGCGGCGCCCGCGGGGCUGGUGAAGUUUUGGAGGCCGGGCACAGGAGGUCCUGGUGUCAGCAUCUCAGAGGAGAGGCAGAGUCCUGCUGAGAGUAGUGGUGUAACCGUCGUUUAUAAUCCUUAUGCUUCCCUUUCUAUUGAGCAACAAAGACAAAAGCUGCCUGUUUUUAAGCUAAGAAAUCACAUACUUUACCUAGUAGAAAACUAUCAAACUCUGGUGAUUGUUGGGGAAACGGGAUGUGGGAAAUCAACCCAGAUUCCACAGUAUCUAGCAGAAGCUGGCUGGACGGCUGAAGGAAGAGUUGUUGGGGUGACGCAGCCUCGUCGAGUUGCUGCUGUUUCAGUUGCAGGCCGAGUUGCUGAUGAAAGGGGUGCAGUGCUGGGUCAUGAAGUUGGAUAUUGUAUUCGGUUUGAUGACUGCACAGAUCCACAGGCUACAAGAAUUAAGUUUCUAACUGAUGGUAUGCUGGUGAGGGAGAUGAUGGCUGAUCCGUUAUUAACAAGAUACAGUGUCCUUAUGCUGGAUGAAGCCCAUGAAAGGACUCUUUACACAGAUAUUGCCAUUGGCUUAUUAAAAAAGGUUCAAAAGAAGCGUGGGGAUCUUCGACUGAUUGUGGCUUCAGCCACCUUGGAUGCAGAGAAAUUCGGAGAUUUCUUUAAUCAAAAUGAGACCAAUGACCCCAGCAAAGAUACCAGCGUGAUCCUUACUGUGGAGGGGAGAACAUUUCCAGUGGACAUCUUUUACGUACAGAGUCCAGUUCCGGAUUAUAUAAAAUCAACUGUGGAAACUGCAAUGAAAAUUCACCAGACGGAAAAUGAUGGUGAUAUACUGGUAUUUUUAACAGGCCAGGAGGAAGUGGAAACUGUUGUUUCUAUGCUAAUAGAACAGGCUCGAGCCCUUUCUCGCACCGGAAUGAAAAAACACCUCCGUGUUCUCCCUAUGUAUGCUGGGCUGCCUUCUGCUGAGCAAAUGAAAGUGUUUGAGAGAGUUUCUCGCAGUGUCAGGAAGGUGAUCGUAGCCACCAAUGUUGCUGAGACCUCUAUCACAGUUCAUGGAAUUGCAUUCGUAAUUGACUGUGGUUUUGUGAAGCUUCGGGCUUAUAAUCCAAAAACAGCCAUUGAGUGCCUUGUGGUGGUACCAGUAUCUAAAGCUUCAGCUAAUCAGAGAGCAGGACGUGCAGGCCGGAACCGUUCUGGAAAAUGUUAUAGACUUUAUACAGAGGAAGACUUUGAGAAGUUGCCGCAGUCCACUGUUCCUGAGAUGCAGCGCAGUAACCUCGCUCCUGUCAUCUUGCAGCUGAAGGCUUUGGGAAUUGACAAUGUGCUCAGGUUCCCCUUUCUUUCGCCCCCUCCUGCACAGUCAAUGGUGCAAGCUUUAGAAUUGCUGUAUGCUUUAGGAGGUUUGGAUAUGCACUGCCGUUUAACAGAACCUCUUGGAAUGAGAAUAGCAGAGUUUCCUUUGAAUCCUAUGUUUGCAAAGAUGCUCCUGGAAUCAGGAAAUUUUGGGUGCUCCCAGGAGAUUUUGACCAUUGCUGCCAUGAUGCAGAUUCAGAACAUCUUUCUGAUCCCUCCAAAUCAAAAAUUGAAAGCUGCCAGGCAACACAGAAAGUUUGCUGUGGAAGAAGGUGAUCAUCUCACUAUGCUUAAUGUUUAUGAAGCCUUUGUCAAACACAGCAAGAGCUCUCAGUGGUGUCAAGAACACUUUCUAAACUACAAAGGCCUAGUUAGAGCCUCUAUUGUAAGAGAACAGCUGAAAAAGCUUCUUGUCCGCUUUAAAGUACCAGACUCGUCCAGUGAAGGUGAUCCAGAUGCAGUUUUGAGGUGUAUAGUUUCUGGAUUCUUUGCUAACGCAGCUAAAUUCCACUCCACUGGAGCUUACAGGACUAUACGUGAUGACCAUGAACUUCAUAUUCAUCCCACUUCCGUGUUGUAUGCAGAGAAACCUCCACGCUGGGUAAUCUACAAUGAAGUCAUACAGACCGCCAAGUACUACAUGAGAGAUGUGACUGCCAUUGAGUCUGCAUGGCUCUUGGAAUUGGCACCUCAUUUUUACCAGCAGGGAACGCAUCUUUCCUUGAAAGCAAAGAGAGUCAAAGCAGAUGACCACUGAUUUGACAUGACUUAACUCUUGUGACAUCGGAUGCAGAACCUACCUGUGAUCUGAAGCUGGAUACAGUCCCUUCAGCAGUCAGUACAUUAGCACUCUGACUGUACAUCAACUUAAAUGCCUGUCAAGAUCUAUAGGGAUUUAAGCAUGACCAGUACAUCGUAAACCUACGUAGGGCUUGCACUGUGGACGUUCGUUCCUUGCCUGAUUGACCACUGUUGUUAAUCUGGGCAUGUUGCACCUUUUAAAUAGGUAGACAAAUGAUUAAAAAAAAAUCGAAAGAACAGACAGGACCACAAAGAACUAAAACCUUGAAGACGGAAACUGCGUUCCUGGAGUGGUACAAUUGCCUUACAAGAGCGGGGAGUGGGGUGCCCUGCCUUCUAUUACCUGAAGCACUUUGACUGCUACUGGCCAAACUGACUCUUGACAGGAGGUAGCUAAGGGCAAUGAACUGCAAAGGGCUGCCAUGGAAACAUUGAUUUCGUGUGUUUGACUGUCCCAAACUGGUGCAACUCGUGCUCCCAAGCAGUGAAAGUCUGCUGUUUGUAUUAGAGCUGCCCCCAGUUCCCUAUGCUGUAACUGUCAUUCUGUAGGUAGCGUUUUUUUUAAAACCGUGUGGUUCCUGUACGUGAGAUUUGCUGCUUGGGGAGGAGGAGUAGCUUGGCCUUCUUGAGAAGAUCUUUAAAUUUUUCUCAGUCUGGAGACUAUAUAUAUGUGUUCACAGUUACUGAAGUUCACAGGUGGGACUAUUUUUUUUUUUACUUCUAGUAAGAGGAAAGAUGUUAGCCUAUCACCACUUGGAAAUCCCAGAAAAUCGCAGCAGAGGUAUAUCAUGGAACACUGUUUUUAGCCUAUGUCAUUCAGGAAAGAUGAAAAUGUUCUGUACUUUCCUAAUACGGAACACAGUGCUAUCUGUUUUCUUUAUUAAGUAUCUGUUCUCUGCUGCUUGGGACUUGUUAUCUUACUGCAAGAGAAGGAUGCUCCAAACCAUUGCUGGUUUAACAAGGACUCCAUGGCUGCUUUUCCAUCAAGACCUGUACCUUUUUGUGUAUAAACAAGGUAGCUGGAAUACAUGUAUUUAUUUUUUCCUACCAUUUUGAUAUUUAUUUUAGAAACAUGUUGUCUGAAAGUUUUAUUUUUGUAAGGGAGUUGAUUUGGUGGAUGUGUUUCUGGUACGUUAACCACAUUUUUAUUUUCAUUUAAAGAAAAAAAAAAGGUAUGUAAAUAAGUGAAAAUUUCUACGUAGAAUGAAUGUCUUCCUCUUCUCAGGAUUGCCUUGAAAAUAUUCUUGAUCUUCUUUACCAUUUUCCUUUCAAACACCUGCAGAGAAAACAUGUUCUGUCAUGUGCAACGUAUAGUCUAUGUAGUGAUUGCCGGCACAAAAAGAUGUAGAAGUCUCAAUAUAUGGCACCAGCAGCAUGACAAACCAUGUCACCUCCUUUGUUUUCCCUGCAAACCUCGUCUUCUCUGUAUUACUCUCUUAGACUGGAAGCUCUUUGGGGCAGGGACUGUUUUCUAGCCAGAACCAAGAGCAUUGUUGGCACUUGCUAAAAAGAUUCACCAUGCAUUUUUUAUUUUCUCCUAAAGGAGCAGAGAAAGAACUGAAUAUGAAGACCUGUAAAAUGUCCAUGUCUCUCUGUCUUCUGGAAAUAUUCUUAAGAAAAAUAAAACCAUUGAAGGAAGGAUGCUUGAGAAUGCAUCACUUCAGCCUA